AAGUCACUGAUCCUCAUGUUAAACAGGCAUAUAUCAGAAGCGACAACGCCGGAUGUUAUCAUUCAGCCGAAACAAUAUUAUCUAUUCCUCAAAUAUCCAAAAACACCGGUAUUACAAUUACUCGGAUGGAUUUUUCCGAUCCUCAAGGCGGUAAAGCCGCUUGCGAUCGUUUUGCUGCCGUGAUUAAAUAUCAUAUUCGACGAUAUUUAAGAGCCAUUGCACGUAAGCCACGACCUAUUACAGCGGAGUGGCCUUCAAUCGAUGUUCUCGAAACUUUUCCAAAGUAG
Molecule: messenger RNA, 287 nt
Organism: Didymodactylos carnosus
Lineage: Eukaryota; Metazoa; Rotifera; Eurotatoria; Philodinida; Philodinidae
Source: the annotation of a GenBank genome assembly